GUAAUCAUUGCAUAUCGCGCAUCAGCAUCAUUUUGAAAAAGAAGACGAAGCGGAUUUUUUGACGUAUCAUCCAUCGUACAUUUUCCACAAAAGCAUUCGGUUCGGCUGCGAGUGCAAAAUCUGUAGAAAAAAGACACGAGUACGUGAGCUAAAAGAAGAUUGUUGACUUUUUUCCAUUGAAUUAGGUGAAAAGUGAAAAUUUUGCCCACGUUUCCUGGUGCUUUCCUUGUUUGGGUGUUGUUUGUGCUAGAGGAAAGUCUAGUUUGGUUAGAAAAAUUCCGUUUCCAUCGGAAUGAGACGACCUACUGGAAUCGCUGCACUGCUGGCAGCUGUUUUAGGUUGCUGGCUUUGCAUGGAAGGUCUAGGAGCGGUAGCAGCAGCACCGGGCAAGUCGAACGUCAUCGAGCUAGAUGAGAGCAACUGGGACAGGAUGCUGACCGAAGAAUGGCUAGUGGAAUUCUACGCUCCGUGGUGUCCGGCCUGCAAGAGUCUUGCCCCCGUCUGGGAUGAUUUGUCCACCUGGUCCGACGAUCUGAACGUUAAAACUGCCAAAAUCGAUGUGACCACGUCGCCCGGUCUUAGCGGACGCUUCUUUGUGACCGCGCUGCCCACCAUUUUCCAUGUUCUCGAUGGCGAAUUCCGGCAGUACAAGGGAGCACGGGAUCUGAAUUCGCUGAUGACCUUCAUCGAGGAGAAGAAAUGGCAAGCCGUGGAAAAGAUUCCUCCCUUGACCAAACCAAGCUCACCGCUGAUGGCGGUGAUUUCGGUGUUCUUCAGAGCGUCUCAAUUAUUGAAAGUAAGUAGAGCUUACCUAAAGGAAAUAAAUGCUUAUUUGGCGACGGAAUAUGGUAUUCCGGUUUGGGUAUCGUACGUUGGGUUUGCCAUUAGUACGAUCCUAUUCGGAGCUCUUGUCGGUUUGAUUUUUGUGUGCAUUAUCGACUUAUUUUUCCCACCGCCGUCCUACAAGCGGAAGAGCUUUUCGGAACACAAACAAAGUCUGAAACAUGAUCAGGGCCAUGAAGAGUUGAAAGGUGACGAUUUAGAGGACGAAGAUGAACAGCAAGAGGCCAGUGUGCAAGAAGAGGAGGAAGAGGAAGGCACAUCCGAAGGGGAAAAAUAUUCCGGUUCAGAUUCUGAUGAAGCACCGGAAAGCGACCGAAAAGCGGAGGAUGAGACAGAAUCCAAGCCAUCUGCUACACCGGAAAAGCCAGAAGAAGAAACUGAUAAAAAAGAUACAGCCGGAAGUCCUGACCUUCGAAAACGCAAGCCGCGGAAAGCGGAUUGAACGGCUAACGAUGCUACUGAUGUUUUUGAUUGAAAGAUAAAAUCGCAAACAAGAUUAAAAACAAACGCCCAAAAAAAUGUCAACUUAAAAAGACUUACUACACCAAGUGGAAAGUUCUACAAAGAUGAAGCGACAACGAGACAGAGAGAGAAAGGGAGAAAUGAAACCACUUGAAUUAAUCGUAAAUUACAAGCGAUAAGUGUGGUAAACGGAAUGAUGAACAAUCUGUUUACGUAUAAAUAGCACUAAUUGAUAGAAGCAAAAGGUGAACGCUCACUUAAUAAGAUGUUUCAUAUUAAUCUAUUAUCAAAACACAAGUCAAAUAUUGUAAACUAAUGACUACUUCUGAAAGCAUUUAAAAACUAAGUUUUCAAUCGAAUAGUAUAACCGUCGAAUUCCAUCAAAACAUGAAACUUUCCUUCAUUUUUACUGAGUGAUACUAACCAAUGAGUUUCUUUUUUUCCCUGUGUAAUACAAUGUAAGUUCUUUAAUGUCACUUUCCGAAUGGAAGUGUGACAAUUUUCUUUAUUCAAUAUAUUUUAUUACUUCUAAUAAUUACUACGUACAUGACUCUACAUACUCUACACAUUCUUAGAACUUUCUGUUAAAGCAUUCUCGAAUUAGGAAACACCUUAAGGAUAUUUUUCAAGUGAGUCAGCAUAUUUUGAGUAAGGAAUGAAACAGAAAGAAUAAGUAAGCCCACUGUAGGGUGACCUAGUAGAGAAAAACUAAGUUAUAGGCAUUAAGUAUCACAGCACCGAGAAAGAGAGAGAGAGAGUGACACAGCAACGGGUCCGCCAGAGCACCUGCACCUGUGUCCUCGUGUACUGUUCGAACCAAGAGAAAUAAUAAAGCAACACUUUC
This is a messenger RNA of Sabethes cyaneus, 2149 nucleotides long. Its product is annotated as thioredoxin-related transmembrane protein 1. The record is from RefSeq and is a predicted model, not a curated record. Lineage: Eukaryota; Metazoa; Arthropoda; Insecta; Diptera; Culicidae. Bases 293 to 1285 code for a protein of 330 amino acids. The transcript has 4 exons.